AUGCAGCGCCGGGACGACCCCGCCGCGCGCAUGAGCCGGUCCUCAGGCCGCAGCGGCUCCAUGGACCCCUCCGGUGCCCACCCCUCGGUGCGUCAGGCGCCGUCUCGGCAGCCACCGCUGCCUCACCGAUCCCGGGGAGGCGGAGGGGGAUCCCGGGGGGGCGCCCGGGCCUCGCCCGCCACGCAGCCACCACCGCUGCUGCCGCCCUCGGCCACCGGUCCCGACGCGACAGUGGGCGGUCCAGCGCCGACCCCGCUGCUGCCCCCCUCAGCCACUGCCUCCGUCAAGAUGGAGCCGGAGAACAAGUACCUGCCCGAACUCAUGGCCGAGAAGGAUUCGCUCGACCCGUCCUUCACUCACGCCAUGCAGCUACUGACGGCAGAAAUUGAGAAGAUUCAGAAAGGAGAUUCAAAAAAGGACGAUGAGGAGAAUUACUUGGAUUUAUUUUCUCACAAGAACAUGAAGCUGAAGGAGCGGGUACUGAUACCUGUCAAGCAGUAUCCCAAGUUCAAUUUUGUGGGGAAGAUCCUUGGACCACAAGGAAAUACAAUCAAAAGACUGCAAGAAGAGACAGGUGCCAAGAUCUCUGUUCUGGGCAAGGGCUCAAUGAGAGACAAAGCCAAGGAGGAAGAGCUGCGCAAAGGUGGAGAUCCCAAAUAUGCCCACUUGAAUAUGGAUCUGCAUGUCUUCAUUGAAGUCUUUGGACCCCCAUGUGAGGCUUAUGCUCUUAUGGCCCAUGCUAUGGAGGAAGUCAAGAAGUUCCUAGUACCAGAUAUGAUGGAUGAUAUCUGCCAGGAGCAGUUUCUAGAGCUCUCCUACUUGAACGGAGUACCGGAGCCCUCUCGCGGACGUGGGGUGCCAGUGAGAGGCCGAGGAGCGGCACCUCCUCCUCCACCUGUUCCCAGGGGCCGUGGUGUUGGACCACCUCGGGGGGCUCUGGUGCGUGGUACACCAGUGAGAGGAGCCAUCACCAGAGGUGCCACCGUGACUCGAGGAGUGCCACCUCCACCUACAGUGAGGGGUGCGCCAGCACCAAGAGCGCGGACAGCAGGCAUCCAGAGAAUACCUUUGCCUCCACCCCCUGCACCAGAAACAUAUGAAGAAUAUGGAUAUGAUGAUACAUAUGCAGAACAGAGUUAUGAAGGCUACGAAGGCUAUUACAGCCAGAGCCAAGGGGAUUCAGAAUAUUAUGACUAUGGACAUGGGGAGGUUCAAGAUUCUUAUGAAGCUUAUGGCCAAGACGACUGGAAUGGGACCAGGCCGUCGCUGAAGGCCCCUCCAGCUAGGCCAGUGAAGGGAGCAUACAGAGAGCACCCAUAUGGACGUUAUUAAAAACACACAUGAGGGGAAAAUAUCAGUUAUGAGCAAAGUUGUUACUGAUUUCUUGUAUCUCCCAGGAUUCCUGUUGCUUUACCCACAACAGACAAGUGAUUGAAAACUCCUGAGGCAUUUCCUGGAGUAGAAUGGGUAGUGAAGACCCAUGUCAGCGAUCAGAGGACUCCGGAAACCAAGAG
Puma concolor (puma) is the source of this 1514-nucleotide messenger RNA. Lineage: Eukaryota; Metazoa; Chordata; Mammalia; Carnivora; Felidae. The record is from RefSeq and is a predicted model, not a curated record.